UUGGAUGCCUUGAUAUUUCAUAUGUUAAAAUCAUAGAUGCCUAAGAAAUAAAAAGCGGAAGGAUCCUCAAGCCAGCUACAUUGACCGUAUUACCGCCCCCGCGCCACCUGUUUUGACGCCACUUUUUCAAUUCUUCUGUCACUCGACGUCCCCAUUUCUGGUUCUCGGCGACUAUGGCUUCACGGACCGAUCCCCAGAUCCCCAAUGAGCAGAAAAUGUUUAGGACACGAAAGCAACCCCCGUUCAUGAUGCUGCUUCCUUUAGUCUAUGCUCCUGUUCUUCCUCUGAUUCGGAUUUCACUGCGACACAAUCCGGUUGUGAGGGAUCGGCUGUUCUAUGGCGUUCUGGCCGGUGCAUUUGCUCAUGGACUUUACUUGAUAUCAGAGCUAUAUGAUGUUGAGAGCAAGUGAAGCGAUGGAAAACGUGCCUAGGAUUCUGGUUUCUUGGAGAGACAUUUUUUUAAAUUUAUUUUUGUAAUAAGCAAGCAUAAUGCAGCAUGACAGUAUUGUUACAAGAUGGCUGUUCACAGGUAUGAUGGCACUGGUGAAUUUUGGAAACUGUGUUGAACCUAAGAUUCUCAGAAAGCUAACUAAACUGCAACUCCAUGGUUUUCCAGAAAAAGGCAACACCCUGUGUUCACUACAGUGUUAUUUUUGUAUGGAUUUGUAUUGAAAAAUGCCAUCUUUCAUUAAUAA
Messenger RNA from Ipomoea nil (Japanese morning glory), 695 nucleotides. RefSeq lists its product as uncharacterized. The transcript is spliced from 4 exons. Bases 174 to 410 code for a protein of 78 amino acids. Gene Ontology annotation, cellular component: chloroplast. The record is from RefSeq and is a predicted model, not a curated record. NCBI's taxonomy places the organism in Eukaryota, Viridiplantae, Streptophyta, Magnoliopsida, Solanales, Convolvulaceae.